AUGAUCCACUUUUUCUUUUAGCUAGUAUUUGGAAAGAGCGAGAUACAGUAGAACAUGAAGUUAUAUCUGCUGAUAGUUUAUAUUGUUUACCAAUAUCAUUAUCAUUGGAUUCUUCUGGGCUAGAAUUUUCACUUACA
This is a messenger RNA of Dentiscutata heterogama, 137 nucleotides long. The record is from the annotation of a GenBank genome assembly. NCBI's taxonomy places the organism in Eukaryota, Fungi, Glomeromycota, Glomeromycetes, Diversisporales, Gigasporaceae.